Cylindrotheca closterium is the source of this 1209-nucleotide messenger RNA. Lineage: Eukaryota; Bacillariophyta; Bacillariophyceae; Bacillariales; Bacillariaceae. The record is from the annotation of a GenBank genome assembly.
AUGAAGUUUUCUGCUUGCGUUAGUUUGUUGUUGGCCUCCUCGGCCAUGGCGGAUCUCACUCGUGUGACCCUCCACAAAAAAUCCAACGAUGAAAUGAUCAACGCGCACUUGACUCGUGAACGUGAUGCCUUGAAGCAAGUUUUGCACCUAGAUCAAUCGCAGGGGUCUUCUGAAAGCCGUCAAUUGCGAGGAGAAGCGGAUUCCUUUCAAAAGGGAGAGUCCGAAUCCAUCAAGGAUUAUGCCAACGCUCAAUACUACGGCACCAUUUCCAUUGGAAGUCCUCCCCAAUCCUUCGAAGUCAUUUUUGACACUGGAUCUUCCAAUCUUUGGGUCCCCAAGGUUGGCUGCAAGCACUGUGGACUUCCAUUCAUUGGAAAGAAGUCCAAGUACGAUCACCAAACUAGUUCUUCAUACAUGGAGGAUGGAGCCGAGUUCAAUAUCAUGUACGGUAGCGGAUCUGUGAAAGGUUACUUUUCUAAGGAUUCUGUCACUAUCGCGGAUGACAUUAUCAUUGAAGGACAACGAUUCGCCGAGAUCGAAGAUGCUGGUGGUCUUGGAAUUGCUUACUCCCUGGGCAAGUUUGAUGGAAUCCUUGGACUGGGUUUCACAUCCAUCAGCAUCGAUGGGGCUACCACUGUCUUUGAGAAUGCCCUCAAGCAAAACAAGCUAGCGCAACCCAUGUUUUCUUUCUACUUGGGAGACAAUGCUCCAGGAGAAUUGACUUUUGGAGGAUAUGAUUCUUCCAAGUUUGAAGGCGACCUCGAAUACGUAAAAUUGGAUGCUGCCACCUACUGGCAAAUCACCUUGGACAAGAUCGUGGCAGGAGAUUUCGAAAAGGAGAGCUCUGACAAGAUCACUGCCAUUGUCGAUUCUGGAACAAGUCUUUUGGCUGGACCCAAGGCCGAUGUCGCCAAGAUUGCCGCUGCUGCUGGUGCCACCGCUAAUAUUGUUGGCGAAUACACCAUUGACUGCAAGAAGAUUGAUGAUCUCCCUGACAUUGUCUUUACUAUUGGAGGCAUCGAAUACACCAUCCCAGGAAAGAAGGCUAUCAUCCAAGCUCAAGGCACUUGUUUGUUUGCCUUGAUGGGUAUUGACUUCCCCGCUCCUGGUCCUCAAUGGAUCUUGGGUGAUGUCUUCAUGAGAGAAUACUAUACCGUCUUUAACUACAACGACAAGACUAUUGGAUUCGCCAAGGCCAAGAAGGACUAA